Messenger RNA from Opisthocomus hoazin, 1195 nucleotides. NCBI's taxonomy places the organism in Eukaryota, Metazoa, Chordata, Aves, Opisthocomiformes, Opisthocomidae. The record is from RefSeq and is a predicted model, not a curated record.
AUGGCAGGGGUUGGCAGGGACCUCUGUUCACGGAUUAAGACUUUCACAUCGCUGAGGUUCUUGACCGAGCCUUCGGAUGCUGUCACCAUGCGCGGAAGCAACGUGUUGUUGAACUGCGUAGCCGAAUCGGAUCAAGGAGCCCCAGUUAUUAAAUGGAAGAAAGACGCGGUCUUCUUAAACCUGGCGGUCGAUGAAAGGAGGCAGCAGUUGGCCAACGGCUCGCUCUUGAUACAAAACAUAGUCCACUCCAGGCACCACAAGCCGGAUGAAGGGCUCUACCAGUGCGAAGCAUCUCUAGAAGGUGUUGGAGCUAUCAUCAGUCGGACAGCCAAGGUCAUGGUAGCAGGACCGCUGAGGUUUCUUUCCCAGACCGAAUCUGUCACGGCGUUUGCAGGGGACACCGUUCUGCUGAAGUGCGAAGUCGUCGGGGAGCCCAUGCCCGUGGUGCACUGGCAGCGGAACCAGGAGGACCUGUUCCCGAGCCCGGGCGACACGCGGGUGGCCGUCCUGCCCUCCGGAGCUCUGCAGAUCAGCAGGGUUCAGCACGGGGACAGCGGGAUCUACCGGUGCCUGGCGAAAAACCCAGCCAGCUCCAGAACUGGAAAUGAUGCGGAACUCAGAAUUUUGGCAGAUCCAGGUCUGCACCGACAGCAGUUUUUCCUGCAGCGACCGUCAAACGUGGUGGCCAUGGAAGGGCAGGACGCUGUUCUGGAGUGCUGCGUUUCCGCGUACCCCCCUCCUACCUUCACGUGGCUGCGAGGAGACGAGGUGCUCCCCGUCAGGUCCAGAAAGUACUCGUUGCUGGCUGGCAGUAACCUCCUCAUAGCGAACGUGACGGACGAUGACUCUGGGACGUACACGUGUGUAGUCACCUACAGAAACGAGAACAGCAGUGGCUCGGCGGAGCUGUCGGUGAUGGUUCCACCGUGGUUUUUAAUUCGCCCUUCAAGCCUUUAUGCCUACGAGAGCAUGGAUAUUGAGUUUGAAUGCGCCGUGUCUGGCAAGCCCGUUCCUACAGUGGAGUGGAUCAAGAAUGGAGAAGUGGUCAUUCCCAGCGACUAUUUUCAGAUAGUGGGCGGCAGCAACUUACGGAUUCUGGGCUUGGUAAAGUCAGAUGAAGGUUUUUAUCAGUGCAUAGCUGAAAACGAAGCUGGAAACGCGCAGGCCAGCGCGCAGCUAAUCAUCCCAGAGCCUG